Benincasa hispida (wax gourd) is the source of this 2454-nucleotide messenger RNA. It is a transcript of the gene MEF9, whose product is annotated as mitochondrial editing factor 9. Gene Ontology annotation, biological process: RNA modification. The record is from RefSeq and is a predicted model, not a curated record. Gene Ontology annotation, molecular function: protein binding; RNA binding. NCBI's taxonomy places the organism in Eukaryota, Viridiplantae, Streptophyta, Magnoliopsida, Cucurbitales, Cucurbitaceae.
UAAGAUCACUUUCCAUUAUUUUUCUACAUGUCAUUUUUUAUUUGGGACAACAAGACGACGACGACGACAACACCGCAAGCCUCCUGUCUCGACUUGUCUCGUCGGCGCUUCUUAGCUGAAUGCUUCAUCAGAAAAAUUCUGAUCUCUUCCUCUUCUUUGAUCGAACCACAGGUAGCAAUAGAACGGAUCGACAUUUUCUUUCUUCUCCAAAUGCCAAAUAAACGAUCUACUGGUUCAUUCCAUGCCCAAUUUGGUGAUGAUUCGCCGGAGUAUUUGGUCUACGAAGACCUUUCGUGCAGCUGCUUUAACAAUCUUCAAUCCUCAGCAGCAUCUUCAUCGUCGUCCAGUUAUAUUCAACAUUGCUUGUCAGUUGAACCAGACUUGUUUCUCUUUUUCUGCGAGAGCCAACAGUUUUCAGGUUCCGGAAUUCUAUUUUCUGAACAAGAAGAUCUCUUAUUUGAUACGAACAGGCCGAAUAAGUGAAGCGAGGGAACUUUUUGAUAGCAUUAAGCAUCGAAAUACGAUCACUUGGAACACGAUGAUCACUGGGUAUGUGAAAAGGAGAGAGAUGUUGAAAGCACUCCAGCUGUUCGACGAAAUGCCUAACAGAGACAUUGUGUCAUGGAACUUAAUGUUAUCAGGCUAUAUAUCUUGUGGCGGAAAGUUCAUUGAGAGGGCACGGAAUAUGUUCGAUAAAAUGCCCGAAAGAGAUUGUGUUUCAUGGAACACGAUGUUGAGUGGUUAUGCUAAGAAUAGGAUGAUGGAUAAAGCAGAAGAGAUUUUCAAUUACAUGCCAGAGCGCAAUGUUGUCACAUGGAAUGCCAUGGUUUCUGGUUAUUUAAUGAAUGGUUAUGUGAAGAAAGCUGUUGAGUUCUUUAAGAUGAUGCCAGAACGAGAUUCUGCUUCUCUUAGUGUACUGGUUUCUGGUCUGAUUCAGAAUGAUAAGUUGGUUGAAGCUGAAAAGAUUCUGCUUCAAUAUGGUGGGAAUGAUGGUAAAGGGGAUUUAGUUCAUGCUUAUAAUACUUUGAUUGCUGGAUAUGGUCAGAAAGGAAUGACCCACGAAGCCCGUAAACUGUUUGAUCGCAUCCCUUCGGGUCGUGAUCAUGAGGAAGAUGAAUGUGGCAACUUUAGGAGGAAUGUGGUUUCAUGGAACUCUAUGAUAAUGAGCUAUGUGAGAGCUGGUGACAUAGUCUCUGCUCGAGAAUUAUUCGAUAGAAUGGUUGAGCGAGAUACUUUUUCAUGGAACACUAUGAUCAGUGGCUAUGUCCAGAUCUUGGAUAUGAAAGAGGCCUCGAAUCUUUUCGGUAGAAUGCUGGAGCCCGAUACCCUUUCUUGGAAUAUGAUGAUAUCUGGGUUUGCUGAGAUCGGUAAUUUGAAACUAGCUCAUGACUUGUUCAUGAGGAUGCCAGAGAAAAGCCUGGUCUCAUGGAAUUCCAUGAUAUCUGGCUGUGAGAAAAAUGAAGAUUAUAAAGGAGCAAUUAACAUCUUUUUGCAGAUGCAACAUGAAGGUAAAAAACCAGAUAGGCACACUUUAUCAUCAAUUCUAAGUGCUUGUGCCGGGUUGGUAGAUUUGGCUUUGGGAACUCAGAUCCAUCAACUAGUUAUAAAAGCCUUUAUUGCAGAUUUACCCAUAAACAACUCUCUUGUUACAAUGUAUUCAAGAUGUGGAGCAAUCGUUGAGGCACGGACUGUCUUUUAUGAAAUGAAUCUGCAGAGAGAUGUCAUUUCUUGGAAUGCGAUGAUUGGCGGGUAUGCCUCUCAUGGCUUUGCAGCAGAGGCUCUUAAACUUUUUGAAUUGAUGAAACAAUGUAAUGUGCAGCCCACUUAUAUCACAUUCAUUUCUGUUCUGAAUGCUUGUGCUCAUGCUGGAUUGAUCGAGGAAGGUAGGAGAGAAUUCAACUCCAUGGUUAACACACACAGUAUUGAGCCACGAGUUGAACACUAUGCUGCCCUCGUUGACAUCAUCAGUCGACAUGGGCAACUUGAAGAAGCAAUGAGUUUGAUCAAUAGCAUGCCAUGUGAACCGGACAAAACAGUGUGGGGUGCAUUACUGGGUGCUUGUAGAGUGCACAACAAUGUUGAGAUGGCUCAAGCAGCAGCGGAAGAGUUAAUGAAGCUCGAACCCGAAAGCUCAACUCCAUAUGUGCUGCUAUAUAAUAUGUAUGCCGACGUGGGACGAUGGGAUGAUGCUGCUGAAGUGAGAACGAUGAUGGAGAAGAGCAAUGUUCAAAAGGAAGUUGGAUAUAGUCGGGUGGAUUCUUAUUGCUAAAGAUAUUUGAUUGGCUUCCAAUGCUUUGGGUGAGUAGUAGAUUGAUUCUGUCCUUAGUUUCAUAACUUAUAAAAUACAACCAUCUUCAUUGGAUGGAUCUUUUGAACCCUUUUGAGAAUAAUUUUUAAGUUUUUUAAAAAAUUGAUAUAUAUAUAAAUCUAGUCGAUGUCUUAUUUAUAAAGCUA